Messenger RNA from Acanthisitta chloris (rifleman), 516 nucleotides. It is a transcript of the gene MRPL18, whose product is annotated as mitochondrial ribosomal protein L18. The annotation marks the transcript as partial. Lineage: Eukaryota; Metazoa; Chordata; Aves; Passeriformes; Acanthisittidae. Gene Ontology annotation, molecular function: structural constituent of ribosome; 5S rRNA binding. The transcript is spliced from 3 exons. Gene Ontology annotation, biological process: translation. The record is from RefSeq and is a predicted model, not a curated record. Gene Ontology annotation, cellular component: mitochondrion; ribosome.
GGGCUUUUUUCCCCUGCUGUCCUCCAAGGUCAUCGUUUAGCAUCAACUACAGCCAGUCUCAAAAGUGAGACUGAAGUGGACACGAGGGAAAAUGAGGUUGUUGCCCCAGACUUCACUAACAGGAAUCCUCGGAACUUGGAGCAGUUGGCCGUGGCUAGGAAGGAGCGUGGCUGGAAGACAACGUGGCCAAAGCGUGAGUUCUGGCAUAGAUUGCGGCUGGAGCGGACGCAGCAUUACGUGGAAGCCUUUGUUGAGCGCUGCAAUGGGGAUGUUGUGGUAUCUGCCUCCACCCGGGAGUGGGCCAUAAAGAGACACUUAUACAGUCCCAAGGGAGUAGCUGCAUGCAAAAACCUCGGCCGCGUGAUGGCACAGCGCUGUUUGGAGGCAGGCAUCAACUUUGUGAACUUUAAAGCCGUUAUCCCCUGGGAAUACCGUUGUGACUCGAUUCAGGAAUUUGAAAAAGCUAUGGAGGAGGGAGGUGUCGUCCUGCGUGAGCCACGAAGAAUCUAUCGAUGA